CUUCUUCUUUCUCUUAUCUCAUUUUUUAUCAUGACUGAAGCCACUGUUCCUACUACUACUACUACUCCUACAACUGAACCUACUACUGAGCCUACCGCUGAAUCUACUGCCUCUACGGAGCCUCAAGCUGCUGAUAAGGGCGAGCCAGCUGAAGAAGUAGCCAGCCCUGAAGCUCCUGCCGAGGAACCAAAGAAAGAAUCCGAAGAAACACCUGCUGAAGAAGCCCCAGCCACUCCCAAGGCUUCCAUUUCCAAGCGCCGUACCAUCUUCAAUCCUUUCGGAAAGCCCAAGAAGGAAGAGGCUAAGAAGGAGGAAGCUAAGAAGGAAGACCACGAAGAGGCUGAAGCCCCCAAGGCUGAAUCCACUGCUGCAUCUACUCCUGCUGAAACCGCUGAGCAUAAAAAGAAGACCAAGGGAUUUUCUUUCUUUUCUAGAUCAAAGUCUGCUACCAAAGUAGAUGAAUCCGCUAAUGCCUCUGCUGCUGCUGAAUCAGAGCCUGUGUCUACUGAGUUACCUCAGAUCGAACAACUUCAACCCAUUGAAACUGAAGCUGUAACUGAAGCUUCAAAUGCUUCCAAGGAAGAACCCGUCAAGGAAGCCGUCAAGGAAGCCGCUGCUGCUGUAGAAGCUGAAGUCACCGAAGUUGCUGCUGAAAUAGAACAAGCUGCUACCCAUUUGGCUACUGCUACUGCCAGCAACAAGCGCCAAUCCUUUAUCAGUAAGAUUUUUGGUAAAAAGAAGCAUGAAGACUCCCCCAAGGAGGUAGUUGUUCAAGAAGCACCAGAGGAGCCUACCGUUGCUACCGAAGCUCCCAAUGCUGAAGUUCCCGCUACUGAAACACAAGAAUCAAACGAAGAAGAUAAAAAGGAAGAAGAAAAGAAGGAAGAAAAGAAGGAAGAAAAGAAGGAAGAAAAGAAGGAAGAAAAGAAAGAAGAAAAGAAAGAAAUUGGUCGUCCUUCUUCACCUUUAGGUCGUUUAACAGAAUUGUUCACAAAGAAGAACAAGAAGUCAAAGACUCCUGUUACAUCUGAGACAGCACCUGCCGCUCCUGCCAAAGACGAAGAAAAGAAAGAAGAAAAGGAAGAGACCAAGGAAGAAGUUAAAGAGGAAACAACAGAACAAGAUAAAUCUGAGACAGUUGAAACCAGUGCUACAUCAGAGACUGCUAAUUCAACCACAUCUCCUGCUGUUGUAGUUGCAUCUGCAUAAAUCUAUUAUUUGCAUACCUUUAUUUAACUUUUAUAAUCUUUUACUAGUAGAAAAUGACAUUUUAAUAUUCAUCAUUUCCAUUUUAUUAUAAAAUGUAGCUUCAAUAAACCUUUCACUCUUACCAUCUG
This is a messenger RNA of Rhizopus microsporus ATCC 52813, 1337 nucleotides long. RefSeq lists its product as uncharacterized. Lineage: Eukaryota; Fungi; Mucoromycota; Mucoromycetes; Mucorales; Rhizopodaceae. The coding region runs from base 31 to 1209 and encodes 392 amino acids. The record is from RefSeq and is a predicted model, not a curated record. The transcript is spliced from 3 exons.